Molecule: messenger RNA, 3638 nt
Organism: Vitrella brassicaformis
Lineage: Eukaryota; Vitrellaceae
Source: the annotation of a GenBank genome assembly
UGUGGCACAAACACGUUUAAUUGGUCGGUACACGACGCAGCAUACAACACGACACACACACGCACAUGGAGGAAUGCAUGCAAUCAAGUCAAGCCAAGCCAUCAUGGCGGCAGUAUUCCCUCGACUCUCAAGCAUCCGUCCAUCCAUCCAUCCAACCAUCCGUCCGUCCAUCCCUCUACAUCUACUUCCGUCUGUCUCCUCUCUCCAACCAACAAUCCAUCCAUUUCUCUCAAUCACUCCAUCAAGUGGUGUCCGUCCCUCCGCCAUUCCCACUACCAGACGCCGCGGCAGCAGCAGCAGCUGCAGCACCCACAGCCCCUCCCCCUCCCCCGCCCCUGCCCCCUCCCUGUCCGCCCCGCACCUGUCUCUGCCGCAGGUAUGGGUCGUUGAAGGCCUCGAGGACAUCGGGCCUGGCCGACACGUCCGGGUUGAGGAGGCGUCUGAGGAAUGCUUGAGCCUCCUGGGAGAGCUUGGGGGAGGGCGGGAAGGUGAGUGAGUGGGGGGCGAGGGCGGCGAUGGUCUGGUUGCGCAUGACGGUCGACUGGCUCUGCCCGUGGCCGAAAGGGCGCUGGCCGAAGAUGAGCUCGAAGAACAUCACGCCGGCCGACCACACAUCAACCUGAACACACACAGACAAAGACAACACCCACCCAUUCAGUUUCGCACUGACGGAUACAUAUUUUCCAUGGCGACAAAGGGAGGGACCUUGCUGGAUAUCUUGGGUGUGGUGCCGGGCGGCGGGAAGCACUCCGGCGGGAGGUACCAGUAUGUGCCGGCCCCGAUGGUGGUGAGUUCGAUGGCGUCCUCGCCGCCGCCCAGCUUCUUGGACAGCCCGAAGUCGGUGAUCUUGAGCUGCCCGCGCGAGAAGAGGAUGUUGGACGGCUUCAAGUCGUAGUGGAUCACUUGCUGCGGCCAUCCAUCCAUCCACGACACACACCCAUAAGAGACACAUCGAUAGGGAGGCAUGCAUCCAGCCACCUCCCACCAACGUACCAUCUGUGAGAGGUACUUGAGCCCCGCGAGUAUCUGGAUGAGUAUGCCCUUGGCCUCUUUCUCGCCCAGCGCGCCAUGCUCCUUCAGAUACGAGUCGAGGUCGGUCCCCGGGCAGUACUCGAGGACGCUCGCGAACUCGCUGCUGGAUAUGGCGAUGCGGUUGUAGUUGGUGACGAUGCGCGAGUGGCGGAGCUUGCGGUGCAGGUCGCUCUCGCGCAAGGCCAGCUUGACGUAGUUCUCGCGCUGGACGGGGUGCAUGUCCUCGCGGAUGGCGUGGAUCUUGAGGGCGACACGGCAGCACUCCUGCAGGUCGUAGGCCUCCCACACCUCGCUGAAGCCGCCCUUGCCGAUCAUGUUGAGCAGCUGGAAGCGCAGACCGUGACGCUCGAGGAUCUGGAAGUUGCGCCACUGCGACACCUCCUGCGCCUUGUAGGUCCGCCACUCCUACGCCAACACAAAAAGAGACAUGGGUAAUGUUUGUUGCGGCGGGGGGGCUAGGGGGGUGGGAGUGGCGUGUGUACCUUUGAGAAGACGACCCUGUUUCGCUUGAGCAGGUUGAGCCGCUCCUUGAUGGCGGCCUCCUCCUUCUUGAGGUACUCCAUGCGAUUGUUGCACAGCUCACGCAGCACCCAUAUCCCCUCCUCGUCCUCAGGCAGCACCGAAGGCAUCCGCCACGCGCUAUUCGACUCGGGGGUCGUCGACAACACGCCACCACCACCACUUAAAAUGCCCCCAACACCACCACCACUGCCCAUGGCUAUGUCAUGAUCAGCUACGCCCCCACCCUGCUGCUGCUGCUGCCCCUGCUGCCCGACGUCAUCCCCACCAUACCCCUGGUCGUCUGAUGCCGCUGCCGCCGCUGCUGCUGCUGCUGCUGCUGGUGGACGUGACGGCAGCUCUGGGACUUUGAAUUGGCCUUGGUUGUUGUGUUCGGGCGGGGGAGAGAGUGGGGGUGGGGGGGCCGCUGCAGCGGCGUUGCGCUUGCGGUUCUUCUCGACUGUCUUGGUGAGGUUGUUUCGGAUCUGCUGGAUCUCGGCCUUCUCCUGGUCGAUGCGCCGCUGGAGUGCCGAUAUCUCGUCCUGCUCGGUGCCGCCCUCCCACUUGCCGUCGACCGUCGGCUGGCCGAAGCGCUUCCGGUCCUCGAGCAGCUUGAGCUCCUUCUUCUCGCGCUCCAGCUUGGCCUUCUCCUUGACGAUCUCCACCAGCUCCAUGCGCGCGUUCUCCAGCUGCUUGCCCACCUGCUUCUCAUAUGACUCGAACUUGGCCCGGGACCGCUCCAUCUCGCUGGCCUUGUCGUCACGCACUGCCUGCAGCUGCUGCUUGAGCUGUCCCACCUGACGCUCCAGCGCACUCUCGGCGGGGCUCUUGCCGCCGGUGUUCGGCUGCCGAGCUGAUGCUGAUGCUGCUGCUGCUGAUGCUGCUGCAGCCGCUGAGGCGUCUGCGGCCUUCUUGGCCCCUCCUCGCCCCUGCCCCUGGCCGUCGUCCUUGAGCUUGCUCCCGCCCUUGGGUGCGAAGUAGGUGGUGAUGGGCCGACACCCCGCUGGCCGCUCCGUGGUGGCGGCCUUGCCCCCCUCCCCCUCGUCCCCAACAGAUGACGGCCCCCCAGCCGCCUCGUCACUACCCCUUCCCCCACCCCCAUUGGACACCCUCAACACACCACCUCCCUUGCGCCCCUUGCCGCCGCCACUGUCCUGCUUCUUCCCAUUGCUGCUGGCCUUGUUGUGUCCGUCAGAGGGGCUCCUCUGCACGGGUUUGGGAGGGGGAGGGCCGCUGACAAUGUCGUCGUCAGUGAUCUCCACGGGCGCCCCAGCGCUGUUGCCUGCGAUGGCGAUGGCGAUGGCGUUGCUGGCAAAUGCUGCAGAUGCAGAGAUUGCUGGAAUGACGUCGGCCGCCGGCGAUUGGUCGGGGGGUGGUGACACGGGAGAGGGGGAGGGACAGGGGGAAGGGGCAGCUACACGGUCUUCAGGUGGCUGGACCACGCCGUUGACGCCGUUUACACCAACACCACCCACACCGUUGCCACCGCUGCUACUCGGAGGGGCGGCAGACUCGUCCAAAGCCAUCGGCAGCACACCUCCAUCAUCGCCACUGCCGCUGGCCGCCAUCCGUCCCCGUGCGAUCGUCAUGCUCUCCCCCUCCUCUCCCUCCUCCAUCUCGUUCGGAGGCGAUGCGUUGGGCGAGAGGUUGGGCGACAUGUUGCGGCUGGAACUUGUGUGUUGGCCGCCCCUGGCUCCUCUCAUGUCGGUGCGUCGGCGUUUCUCCUGGACAAAGUCGGGCGGCUUGACGGGGUGCGCCGCGCCGGGCUGCGCCCUGCCGGGGUCGAACUUGGUGGGCAUGGCGGUCUUGCGCUUCCCAGCACCAUUGCCAUUGCCAUUCACCGCUGCCAGUGCCGCUGGUGCUGGGCCGCCGUGGAUGGAAUGGUUGGAUUGGCCAGAUCUGUCCUGCUCACGGUCCUGGUCGUGGUCGUGGUCCUCCUCCUGCUCGUGGUCGGAUGGGGCGGGGGAGAGGUCCAUCUUGGCGCUGGUGGCCAUCACCAGCAUCGUGUGGAUAGACGGACGGACGGACGGACGGACGGACAGAUGGAUGGACGCACAGAUGGAUGCGCAGAUCAGGUCAUGGCCGGCCGUUUAUGGGGGGAAAGAUGG